Messenger RNA from Entrophospora sp. SA101, 3105 nucleotides. NCBI's taxonomy places the organism in Eukaryota, Fungi, Glomeromycota, Glomeromycetes, Entrophosporales, Entrophosporaceae. The record is from the annotation of a GenBank genome assembly.
AUGUUGAAAUCAACAUUUUGUGUAUUACAUGGUUUAAAGGAUAAAAGUCUUUAUGCAUUGAAUGAGUGUCCUUAUGAUCAGGGUGGAUAUUUUAUAAUUAAUGGUUCGGAGAAGGUAUUAAUUGCACAAGAAAGAAUGGCUACAAAUACCGUCUAUGUAUUUUCAAAAGCACCACCUUCACCUUAUUCUUUCACAGCUGAAAUAAGAAGUGCUAUGGAAAAGGGUUCAAAAUUGGCAAGUUCUUUGGUGAUAAAACUUUUAGCAAAAACUGCCGAAAAAGGAGCAACAGGACAAUUUAUACAUGCCACAAUGCCAUACAUUAAAAAAGAUGUGCCAAUAGUGAUUGCUUUUCGUGCCCUUGGUGCUGUUUCAGAUCAAGAUUUUUUAUCAUUUGUUUGUUAUGAUUUUAAUGACAAUGAGAUGUUGGAAGCUUUAAAACCUUGUAUAGAAGAAUCUUUUACAGUCCAAAAUUCAGAUGUUGCAGCUGAUUGGAUUGGUCGUCGAGGAACAGCUGGCAAUUUGUCAAGAGAUAAACGUAUAAAAUAUGCUAAAGAGAUACUUCAAAAAGAAUUGUUGCCGCAUGUAUCCACAGAUUAUGGAUGUGAGAAAAGGAAAGCUUUCUUUCUUGGUUACAUGGUUCAUAGACUUUUACUUGCUGCUCUUGGAAGACGUGAAUUGGAUGAUCGUGAUCAUUAUGGUAAAAAAAGAAUGGAUCUUGCUGGCCCUCUUUUGGCUUCUUUAUUCAGAAUGCUGUUCAAAAAACUUACAAAAGAUGUUUCUUUAUAUCUUAGAAAGUGUAUAGAUUCAAAUCGGGAAUUCAAUUUAAAUCUGGCCAUUAAGGCACAAACAAUCACAAAUGGUUUAAAGUAUUCUCUUGCUACAGGUAAUUGGGGUGAUCAAAAGAAAGCUAUGCAGUCUCGAGCAGGUGUAUCACAGGUGCUUAAUAGAUACACUUUUGCAUCCACAUUAUCACAUUUAAGAAGAUGCAAUACACCUAUGGGAAGAGAUGGGAAAAUAGCAAAGCCUCGUCAAUUACACAAUACUCAUUGGGGUAUGGUAUGCCCUGCUGAGACACCUGAAGGUCAAGCUUGUGGUCUUGUUAAAAACCUUUCUCUAAUGUCCUACAUAUCUGUUGGAAGCUCUUCAAAACCAAUAAUCGACUUCUUGGAGGAAUAUGGAAUGAUCAAUCUGAAUCAACAAUUUGAUCCUUCAAACAUUAAAGACAAUACAAAAAUUUUUGUUAAUGGUAAAUGGGCUGGUGUGUCUUCUUCGCCUGAAACUUUAGCCAACACUUUGAAAAAUUUGAGACGUACUGUUGAUGUAAAUCCUGAAGUUAGUGUUGUAAGAGAUAUACGUGAAAAUGAGUUGAGAAUUUAUACUGAUGCUGGAAGAGUUUGUCGUCCUUUAUUUAUAGUGGAAAAUGAAUGUUUAAAUAUAACCAAAGCUCAUAUACAACGAUUAGAUGUAUACAAAAUGGUAAGGGCUAGUUUAUGUCGAUCAAGGAAAAGAAAGAAAAGGAAUGUCACUUAUACAUGGCAAGAUUUAAUAUCCAAUCGAUUGAUAGAAUAUAUUGAUGCAGAAGAAGAAGAAACAAUUAUGAUUUGCAUGACACCUGAUGAUAUAGCAGAUUCAAGGAAAGCUAAUAUGGUUUUUGAAGAACCUGAAACUGCUGCCGCUGCUAAUGCUAUGACAAAUGAUGUUUCAGCUCGUGUCAAGAGCAAGUCACAUCAAUCGAUACACACAUGGACUCAUUGUGAAAUUCAUCCUAGUAUGAUAUUAGGAAUUUGUGCAAGUCUUAUUCCAUUUCCUGAUCAUAAUCAAUCACCACGUAACACCUAUCAAUCUGCUAUGGGUAAACAAGCUAUGGGUAUAUAUGUGACAAAUUAUCAAUUGAGAAUGGAUACUUUGGCAAAUAUUUUAUAUUAUCCACAAAAGCCUUUGGUAACGACUAGAUCCAUGGAAUUCUUAAGAUUUCGUGAAUUGCCAGCUGGACAAAAUGCCAUGGUUGCAAUCCUUUGUUAUAGUGGAUACAAUCAAGAAGAUUCAAUCAUUAUGAAUCAAAGUAGUAUUGACAGAGGAUUGUUUAGAAGUAUUUUUUAUAGGAGUUAUAUGGAUCAAGAAAAGAAAGUGGGAAUAAUAUCAUUAGAAGAGUUUCAAAAACCCACAAAAGAAACUACCCUUAGAUUGAAACAUGGAACAUAUGAGAAAUUAGAAGAUGAUGGAUUGAUUGCACCUGGAACUAGAGUGUCCGGUGAUGAUAUAAUUAUUGGCAAAGUUACACCAAUUGCAUCAGAUGUAAUUGAAUUAGGACAAAGAACAGCUAGACAUAUCCAACGAGAUGCUUCUACACCUAUGAGAAGCACUGAAACUGGUAUUGUUGAUCAGGUUAUGGUCACAACAAAUGCUGAAGGAUUAAAAUUUGUUAAAGUAAGAGUAAGGAGUACUAGGGUACCACAAAUGGGAGAUAAAUUUGCUAGUAGACAUGGUCAGAAGGGUACGAUUGGUAUAACAUAUCGACAAGAAGAUAUGCCAUUUACAGCUGAAGGUAUUACACCUGAUAUUAUUAUAAACCCACAUGCCAUUCCUAGUCAAGGUGAUGCAACACCAUUUACUGAUGUAACAGUCGAAGCCAUAUCACAAAGUUUAAGGAGUCAUGGAUAUCAAGGUCGUGGAUUUGAAGUCAUGUAUAAUGCUCAUACAGGUCGUAAAUUGGCAGCACAAAUAUUCAUAGGUCCAACAUAUUAUCAACGGCUAAAACAUAUGGUGGAUGAUAAGAUUCAUUCAAGAGCAAGGGGGCCUGUACAAAUUCUUACAAGACAACCUGUAGAAGGACGUAGUCGUGACGGAGGUUUACGUUUUGGUGAAAUGGAACGUGAUUGUAUGAUAUCUCAUGGUACAGCUAUGUUCUUGAAGGAACGUCUAUUCGAUGCAUCGGAUGCUUAUCGUAUCCAUGCUUGUGAUAUCUGUGGAUUAAUGGCAAUUGCAAAUCUUAAAAAAAAUACAUUCCAAUGUAAAUCAUGUAAAAACACUACGCAGCCAAAUCGACCUACUUACCAACUCAAAUCAUUAUCACUUUAUAAACUUCAUAAAUUUAUCAACCAAUGA